This is a messenger RNA of Mycosarcoma maydis (corn smut), 1137 nucleotides long. Its product is annotated as amidase. Lineage: Eukaryota; Fungi; Basidiomycota; Ustilaginomycetes; Ustilaginales. The record is from RefSeq and is a predicted model, not a curated record. The transcript has a single exon. The coding region runs from base 1 to 1137 and encodes 378 amino acids. Gene Ontology annotation, molecular function: protein-N-terminal glutamine amidohydrolase activity; protein-N-terminal asparagine amidohydrolase activity. Gene Ontology annotation, biological process: protein catabolic process.
AUGUCAACCAUGCAAGUACAGAAUCAAGGCCAGAGACGGAUCGCCUGCAUUCAGCUCGAUUCCAGACACGCCGAUGUGGCCGGAAACACCGAAACCGUUCUUACCCUCGCGAGCAAGCUCAUCGCGGAGAACAAGUCAAGUCCGAUCAACCUUCUGGUGCUUCCGGAACUCGCUCUUACCGGCUACGUGUUCAAAAGCAGAGAUGAAAUCGAUCCGUAUCUCGAGGACGCUCGUCUCUUCAAGCCUCCGGAAGCUGUUUAUCUGGACCAGACCGUGCCGACAUUUCUCACCGCUUGCCGAUCUUCUUCAACUUGCUCGAAACAGCCCAGUCUGACAUUAGCUGCCCACCUAGCCCAACAGCUUCAUUGCUAUGUCGUCAUAGGGUUUCCAGAGCUUGGCUCUCAUCGCCUGUCGAACCAAACUACGGCCUCGGUCGAUGACCUCAUUGGACCGCCUUUCGAUGCUAGACCGCAUCCCGAGAAGGACGCAAAGGUGCCGAUACCAGCGCCGGCCGACGGACAUGAACAGAGCUACGCCUUCAACUCGGCUGCCCUCGUAGCCCCUGAUGGCUCUUUAAAGCACGUCUUCCGAAAGCACUUUUUGUUUGAAACGGACCAAGGAUGGGCAUCUGAAGGUGAGGGAUUCGAGGCAAUUCACUUGCCUGGGCUCGGCAAUGUCUGCAUAGCCAUCUGCAUGGAUCUCAAUCCAUUUCGCUUCCGCACCGACUUUAAAAGCUGCGAGCUCGCCUCUUUCUGCGUCGAAAAAGACAUAGAUAUGCUGGUCAUGCCCAUGGCGUGGCUACUACCCACAGAUGAACAAGUGAAAAGCAGCGGACACAUGGAACCUUUGUCAAAACCUGGGCCCAGCCUCUCUACGAUCAACUACUGGGCUCUGCGAUGCCUUCCGUUCUUUGAUACGCAACACCCUGCGACUCUUCCUGCCGAAAGUGGAUCUCUUUCUUCCCCCCGGCCCAAGGUCAAGUACUUGAUUGCCAAUAACCGGACCGGAACAGAAGCAUCUUCUAUGUUCGCCGGUUCUUCCUGCGUGCUCGAAAUGAAGCUCGGAGAGCGGCCUCUUUUGCUGCAAAGUCUCGGCACAACGGAGCAGACUUGCCUGGUGGCGACCUUGCCAGUCUGA